Molecule: messenger RNA, 4417 nt
Organism: Rhincodon typus (whale shark)
Lineage: Eukaryota; Metazoa; Chordata; Chondrichthyes; Orectolobiformes; Rhincodontidae
Gene: tmem87b
Product: transmembrane protein 87B
Exons: 21
Coding region: 162-1895 (577 amino acids)
Biological process (GO): retrograde transport, endosome to Golgi
Cellular component (GO): Golgi apparatus; membrane
Source: RefSeq, a predicted model, not a curated record
CGAGCGCGGCCCUUUAAGGGAAAGGAGGUGUGCGCAUGCGCAGCCGUCGCGGCUCGGCGUUGUUUCCUCCUCUUCCUCCGCCGUGCAGGUAGGGUGUGUGACGUCAGCCAUUGACAGGUGAAGCGAUCACCGCCGCCCACUGAGGAAAAUCGGGCGGAAAGAUGGCUGCAGCUGGGCGGCUGGGACCAGGACCAGGAGGUGCAAAGCGGGCCUCCCCCCUCGUGGCGUUCUACAUCUCUGCCUCUUUCCUCAUUCGUGGCGUACAGACUGUACCGGAGCCCGGUCUCUGGAGCCGGACGGUGGGGCCGAACCAUAAGCCACUGGUGUUUACAAAAACAAUGUUUAACAAAACAAAUAUUGUACUUGAAGUUGUCUCAUUCAAAUGUCCUGAGAAUGUAUCAUUAACAGUUGAGUGGUACCUCCGGUAUUCCCCUUGUCACAAUGAAUUAAAUAACAUUAAAGACACAUAUGACUCAAGAUAUUUUGGCAGUGGUAUUCGUAAUAAUCUUGAACUUCACCCAUUAAGUGAAGGGCAAUACAUUGCACACAAGACUGAAAAUAUUGUCUGCAAUGACAAAAUUCAGGUCUUCCCAAAAUUUAAUAUGAGCCACGAUCUUCCAAAAUCAGUGGUGGUACAGACACCGAAUAUAAAGAAUGGAAGCAGCUCUGAUGUCAAGAUCACUGACCAUGUUCAUGCAUCUGAAGAUAAGACUCUUCGUUUGUUAUGGAAAAGAGACAUCACAACUAAAAAGCAUGAUGUUAUAGCACAGACCUGGAGAGAUGGUCCAUAUCUUUUUAUUGUCUCAAUCAAAUCUCUUGGUGAAAGAAUUGAAAGCAAGUGGAAUUUAACAGUGCGAGUGUUAAUGCAAGGUUCCCAUGGAUAUAUCUCAGCAACUGAAUUUCCACUUAUGGUUUUUUAUAUGGUGAUGUGCAUCCUAUACAUAAUUUAUGGCAUCCUGUGGUUGUUCUGGUCUGCAUGUUACUGGAAAGACCUAUUGAGAAUCCAGUUCUGGAUAGCUGGAGUUAUUUUUCUUGGGAUGUUGGAAAAAGCUGUUUUCUAUGCAGAAUACCAGAAUACUAAUACUCGUGGGAUAUCUGUGCAGGGUCUUCUAAUCUUUGCAGAGCUUAUUUCUGCAGUGAAAAGGACAUUGGCUCGGCUCCUUGUGAUAAUUGUAAGCUUGGGAUAUGGAAUAGUUAAACCUCGAUUGGGCACAGUAAUGCACAGAGUAAUUGGUUUGGGAGCACUCUACCUGGUUUUUGCAUCUGUCGAAGGAGUCUUGAGAAUUACAGGGGAUCGAAGAAGUGUGCCAGUUUUGGUGGCUGACAUAGCUUUAGCAUUAAUUGACUCCUGUUUUGUGUGGUUCAUAUUUGUCAGCCUCGCUCAAACAAUUAAGACACUGAAAUUAAGGAAAAAUACAGUGAAGCUGUCACUAUACAGACAUUUUACCAAUACAUUAAUUUUGGCAAUUAUAGCAUCAGUUGGGUUUAUGGUAUGGACAACGAAAAAGUUCAGAUUAGCAGCAUGUCAGUCAGAUUGGAUGGAACUGUGGGUUGAUGAUGCUUUCUGGAGAUUCCUUUUCUCUGUCAUUCUCCUGGUCAUAAUGUUCCUUUGGAGACCAUCUGCAAAUAAUCAGAGGUACGCAUUUACACCGCUUAUUGAUGACCCAGAUGACGAAAUGAAUGAACUGGUUGGAACAAACUUUGCUGAUGGAAUAAAGGUUAGAAUGUCCAAAGUGGGGAUUAAUGGUACAGCAAAACCAGGUUCAAAUAUGGAUGAAGAUUUAAAGUGGGUGGAAGAGAACAUACCUUCUGUUACAGAUGUUGCACUCCCGAUGUUGCUGGAUUCAGAUGAAGAAAUAAUGACAACCAAAUAUGAAAUGUCAAAGAUGGAAUGAAGUUUUGUGCAAUGUGAACCUGUGUUUUACUGUGAAAUUCAUUUUUGAAGCUGUGACUUCUGCAAUAUGUGGGGUCCAAGGACGAAUAAAGAAAUGUUGCAGAUGGCUUGAGCUGUUAAACAGGCUACCACAGAUGAACUAGUAUGUUUGUUUACUUUGUGUGCAAUUUCACAUUCAAAUUUUAUUUUUACUUUCAUAUUUGAAGUAAAAAAAAUAAAAGUCCAUGUAGCAGAAAAUCUUAACUCUGCGCUACAAACAGACUUUGCUACAAAUCCCCUUCAAAUUAGUAUGAGAACUCAAUUUUCCAUAAUUCCUCAUUUCCCCUUACCUCUUGAAAUGAAAUGCUCCCCUGUGGGUUGAUGCUGAUUUAGAACUUUUUCCUUAAGACAUUAUUCCAUUAAGUUAGCCUACAUAAAUUGCAAGAAGUAUCUUGAAAUAUUCUAUUGACAGUUACUUAGUCUUAAUUUCACACCCACCUCUGAAGCUGGUGGCGGUUUCUGGUAGCAUUUACCCACAGCAUACCACACAAAAAUCACUUAUACAUGCAGUUGUCUUUCAUUUUGAAUAUGGAUAUAUGGAUGAAUAUUGCUGUAAGGACAUCGGUAAAUAUUUUCUGUAAAUAAAAACAGCUGUGACCAUGCUAGAAGAAAAAUGGAUGUUAGGAAGCACCUGCAAAGCCAUAUUCUACAUAAUCUCAAUUGUACUUUCUUUUUAAAUAAUGAAAAUAAUUGAUUUUGUAAAUGUCUGAACUAAUGAAGCAGAUCUAACUAAGUGGACUUGUAAAAUGUAAAUUGACAUUGCUCAAACAUUAUUGUAAUACUGAAUUCGUCAGUCAUCUGUUAGUAACAAAACGAGUAGCCAGCUGAUUUCUGAGGCCUUCAAUCUUUGCUGUUGCUGAAGUAACAACACUUGCUUCUGUCAAAGUUUGCUGUUUUGGUGGAGUCAAAGCUAAACAAUUCAAACAUAUUUUAAAUUUAUUUUCUUCCUACCCAACAAAGCAUUGUCUUGCUUAGAUAGGUACAAUGCUGUUUUUUUUUAAGGUCCUCAAUCCAGCUGGGUUCCUGAUCAAUGAAGAGGUAUAAAACUGAUAUCCCAGGAGUGCUGGUGAUUCUUUUGCUCCAGUUCUGACUCCUCUCAUUUUAUCUCCCUUUUUUCUUAACAAGCACUGCAGCUGAGAUCAAUAGUUUGCUAGGUGGACAAUUGCAAACCUGACCUCCCACUAUGCUACAGCACAAUGUCGUACCAUCAAGAUAUUGCUGAUAACAAUUUCGUUAAUGGAUUUUAUUUACUUUUUAAUUGUCUGCGUUUUGCCCAAUGAUUGCUGCAGUCCUUGUCUGUUUUAAAACUGUGCCCUGUGGAAGAAUUACCAGUAUUCAACUUCAAGGCACAAUUCUAUUUUUGCAUCGAUUUAAUUGUGGUAAUAGGAGUACCAUUUUAAAUAGCCUCUGGAGGGUAUUACCGAAGGUCUUUAAAAUGGGAAAUUAUUUUGGAUAAUUCUGCAAUAUAUUUUUGUCAAACCACUAAAUAUGCAAAUAAAUGGUGACAUUAAUAGCAAUCUAUGAAUAUUGUAAAUGAAGUAAAACAUUUGUUGGAAUUUUGAAAUAAAAGCAAGAGAUUCAAACAAACAAAUAGAAAAUGCUGAUAAUAUUCAGCACAUCCAGAAAUGUCUGGAGAGAAACAAAAAUGAUGGGGGCAGGGCGGGGGUGGUGGUGAUUGUAUUUGGUGACUUAACACACCACUUCUACUGGCACAAUAACUUGCCAUGUUAAAAGCUGACAGGUGAGUUUUUGACGUAUUUCAGGCUUUCACAGUGGCGUUUUGGGUCACUAGAAGCUGCUGAACUAACAUCUGCAGUCAAGGUCCACCCCUCUGGUAAUCUAGCAGCAGAAAAGUAAGACUUUCUUUCUUAUGGAGAGGAUGGUCUCCGAGCUACGCUGUUGCAUACCAGGAUUAGUGCAUUGGAGGCCUCCAUAUGGCAGGCAGGUCGCUACGUUUUUCACCUGCUGGGGAAUCAGGUCGUCAAGCAGUUGGUGAGUUGGGGUCUUUAAGUGGCUAUUAACUGACAAGGGUCUUAAUUGCUCCCCAGUUGACCUCCUCACCCAGCACCUAAGUUUGAAUUCUGAAAUGUUAACUUCUCCUCUCUGACUUCAGAUGUUGACAGACUUGCUGAGUAUUUCCACCGUUGUUUUUGUUAUAAGUGCUGUGUUUUUUAAAGUUAGGUUUUAGGUGAUCGCACUUUGGUAGUUGCAAGCCUUCCACAAAGAAGAGUUUUCUUUUGUUAAGGGAAAUAUGCACUUCCACUGCUUUCUCUUAAUAGUCUUAACUUGUUUAAGAUCAAAUUGCAUUUACAAAUUCUCUGUUUCUACUGACUGCAGUCUAACGUGGUGGAUCACAAUUCCAUGAGAGCAAUAACCUGUAAAAUCAUGGUUUGACUCUGUAUCUUUUAAAUAUCACUCUCUCUGAAGAGAUGUCGAAAAAGUUUAGUUUUUUUUAAAAACUUCAUUAAACAUAAUACAAGAGUA